Molecule: messenger RNA, 1727 nt
Organism: Amaranthus tricolor (Joseph's coat)
Lineage: Eukaryota; Viridiplantae; Streptophyta; Magnoliopsida; Caryophyllales; Amaranthaceae
Product: glucan endo-1,3-beta-glucosidase 5-like
Exons: 2
Coding region: 50-1525 (491 amino acids)
Biological process (GO): carbohydrate metabolic process
Cellular component (GO): plasma membrane
Molecular function (GO): hydrolase activity, hydrolyzing O-glycosyl compounds
Source: RefSeq, a predicted model, not a curated record
AAAACCAAUCAUAACACAUAAAAUAAAAAAAUAAAAAAAUAAAUAAAAAAUGGGUUUAAAUGAUAGAAACAAGUGUAUGUUAGUAUUUUGCAUAAUAGGGGCAUGUUUGGUAGCAGGUGGGGUAGGGCUGGGUGUAAACUGGGGUUUGCAGGCAACACAUCCAUUACCACCAGAAAUAGUAGUAAAAUUGUUAAAAGAUAAUGGAUUUAAUAAAGUAAAACUAUUUGAAGCUGAUCAUGCUGCUCUUACUGCUCUUGCUAAUUCUGGGAUUGAAGUUAUGGUUGGUAUUCCUAAUGAUAUGUUAGCUUCUAUUGCUGGUAAUGUUCAAGCUGCUAUCAAUUGGGUUAAUCAAAAUGUUUCUACUUUUGUGUCUAGAACUGGUGUUAACAUAAGAUACGUAGCAGUUGGAAAUGAGCCAUUGCUCAAAAAUUAUGGAGACAAAUUUACCCAUACAGCGUUUCCAGCACUCCAAAACAUUCAAGCAGCCUUAAUCAAAGCUGGAUUAGCCCAAAAAGUUAAAGCAACAAUCCCUUUAAAUGCAGAUGUUUAUCAAUCUGACACUAAUCUUCCUUCAGGAGGAAAUUUCAGGGCAGAUAUUCAUACCCUUAUGAUCAAUAUAGUCAAAUUCCUUAGCAACAAUGCUGCCCCUGUUGUAGUUAACAUAUACCCAUUUCUAAGCCUAAAUAGUGACCCGAAUUUCCCCAUUGAUUUUGCCUUUUUCGAGGGCGCAUCCCACCCGAUUGUUGAUGGAUCCCUUACCUACAACAACGUGUUUGAGGCUAACUACGACACCCUCAUAUCCGCCCUAGAGAAGAACGGCUUCCCUAACUUACCCGUCAUCAUAGGGGAAGUCGGGUGGCCAACUGAUGGUGCACCUAAUGCUAACAUAGAAAAUGCUCGGAAGUUUAACCAAGGUCUCAUCACUAGGAUCCUCCAAGGGAAGGGUACCCCUAAACGGAGGACACCCCCUGAUGUUUACAUCUUUUCGCUCAUAGACGAAGAUGCCAAGAGUGUUGAUCCAGGGAAUUUCGAGAGGCAUUGGGGAAUGUUCUAUUAUGAUGGAAGGAUCAAGUACCAACUAAAAAUGGGUAGUUCUAGAAAUCUUGUUCCUGCAAAAGGGGUAAAAUAUUUGGCUAAAAAAUGGUGUGUAAUGGGUCCACAAGUGAAUCCUAUGGACCCAAGAGUAUCAGAAAGUAUAAGCUAUGCUUGCCAAUUUGCAGAUUGUACAUCUCUCGGGUAUGGCUCUUCUUGUGGCAAUCUAGACGCGAGGAAUAACGCGUCUUAUGUGUUUAACAUGUACUACCAGACUAAAAAUCAGAGUGCAGGUGCCUGUAAUUUCAAUAACAUGGCUAUUACUACUACUACUGAUCCUUCCCCAAACGGGUGUCCUUUCGAGAUUAUGAUCGAUGUUUCUAAGACGUUGAAAGAUAGGAACCUGCGACCUUCUUCCUCAGCCAUGAGGUUGCAAAAGGGGUUGGGUGUUGUCUUGUUUGUGCUGGCAAUGAGCCUCAGUUUUGGUUCUUGAGAUUAUUUGUAUAUGAUCAUGUAUAUAUAUGAUAAUAGGUCAAGGGAUUGUAUAAUUUGUACAUAAUUGAUUGUUCAAAAACCUUUUUUUAUAGUAAUGUAUAUAAUUUGAUUCUUGAAGUCAACACAUUGUUGUAACAUUUAACACAAAUUCUCAAAUGAGAAUAUUUAAGGAAAAAUAUAAGUUAAACUAUAUAAAUUGA